GCUUCUGAGCACCUGAGGUAAAGGACGCUUAGAGCCCUCCGGCACUGGUGCUCGCGCUUGGCGUGCGGGGCUCCGUUCGGCCAAGCCCGCCUCGGUGGCUCUCUCCGGGCGCGUCGAGGAGGCCCGGCGAGCUGUCCGUAAACAAGGGGCCUUUAGUUUUAAGGUGGCGAGUCUAGCUGGGCUGCUUGGAGCGCGUGCAAGCCAAGCCGCAGUGCUGUUUGGACAUUUAGAUUUCUCAGUAGCAAUGGAGGUGGAGUAUACCGACCAACAGGCCCAGCUGGCGGCAUCAACUGCCACCGAUUUAUCGGACUGCUGCCCAGGCUCUGAAAUGCCAACUAUGUCGAGGCCUGCACUUGAUGUCAAGGGUGGUACCACCUCUGGGAAAGAGGAUGCCAACCAGGAGAUGAACUCUCUGGCCUACUCCAACCUUGGAGUGAAGGAUCGCAAGGCAGUGACCGUCCUGCACUACCCCGGGGUCACCGCAAAUGGAGCCAAAGCCAACGGAGUUCCCACUAGCUCCUCUGGAUCGACAUCUCCAAUAGGCUCUCCUACUGCCACCCCUUCUACCAAACCCCCAUCCUUCAACCUGCAUUCUACCCCUCACCUGAUGGCCAGCAUGCAGCUUCAGAAGCUUAAUAGCCAGUACCAAGGGGCUGCGGCUACUGCUGCUGCUGCCCUCACUGGUGCAGGCCUACCAGGGGAGGAAGAGCCCAUGCAAAACUGGGUCACUGCCCCGCUGGUAGUGGGAGGUUCACCGGGAUCGGUCACUCCUCCUGCUGGUGCCCAGAGCCCUGCUAUCAUUGAUUCUGACCCGGUGGAUGAGGAGGUGCUGAUGUCUCUGGUGGUUGAGUUGGGGCUAGAUCGAGCCAAUGAGCUUCCCGAGCUGUGGCUAGGGCAGAAUGAGUUUGAUUUCACUGCAGAUUUUCCCUCUGGCUGCUGAUGGCAAGUGCCCCUAAAAAAAUGAGGAAAAAAAAGCCACCGAUUCUGUUGUAAAUAAAAGUUAACUUGCAAAGAGAUAAC
This is a messenger RNA of Mus caroli (Ryukyu mouse), 1020 nucleotides long. RefSeq names its product Cbp/p300 interacting transactivator with ED-rich tail 1 (gene Cited1). Gene Ontology annotation, biological process: regulation of DNA-templated transcription; melanocyte differentiation. Lineage: Eukaryota; Metazoa; Chordata; Mammalia; Rodentia; Muridae. The record is from RefSeq and is a predicted model, not a curated record. Gene Ontology annotation, cellular component: nucleus. Gene Ontology annotation, molecular function: transcription coactivator activity.